Messenger RNA from Fraxinus pennsylvanica, 1920 nucleotides. Lineage: Eukaryota; Viridiplantae; Streptophyta; Magnoliopsida; Lamiales; Oleaceae. The record is from the annotation of a GenBank genome assembly.
AUGCGCAAAAACCCAAUUCCCACCAGAUUUUCUAUUGAAAUUUUACGAGGAUUCUUCUAUUUUUAUUUUCAUUUUUCAGGACUGAUUUUUUGGAUACAUACAAUGGGAGGGGUAUGUUCUGGAGGGACAGUUAAAUGCAGUAAGUCAGCUGAGGUUGACCAUUCAGGGAAGCUGAAGUCAACUGGAAAUUUUGGGAAGCUGAAGAAUGAUAAUUCUACUACGUAUCCUGAUAAUACAGAUACUUUCGAGAAGGCGCCAGGCAACCUAUAUGAUUCUGGUGAAUUGAACUUGUCAAUCUCCCAAGAAUUGAAGUCAGCAACCCCAGCUAGAAAACCGGCUAAUAAGGCACCGCAAGUGAGUUCAUUUCUUGGUAAGGCUGGCAUAGUUGGCCUUGAGAAGGCAGUGGAAGUUCUAGAUACACUAGGCAGCAGCAUGACUAAUUUGAACUCUGGUGGAUUUACAUCUGGUGUGGCUUCGAGGGGAAAUAAAAUAUCUAUAUUGGCAUUUGAAGUUGCCAAUACUAUUUCCAAAGGUGCAAACUUGGUGCAAUCUCUUUCUGAAGAAAAUAUCCAUUAUUUGCGCAAGGAAAUUUUACAUUCAGAAGGGGUACAAAAGUUGGUUUCUACAGAUAUGAACAAGCUUCUUAGGAUUGCAGCUGCUGACAAGAGGGAGGAAUUUGAUGUCUUCUCUCGUGAGGUUAUCAGAUUUGGGAAUCUCUGUAAAGACGCACAAUUUCACCACCUCGAUAGACUCUUUUCAAAGUUGGAUUCAGAUCCUGAUGUUCACAAACAACUAAGAGAAGAGGCCAAAAUGACAAUUCAAGAGUUGACCUCUCUAGCUCAACAUACUUCCGAGUUGUAUCACGAGCUGCAUGCUUUGGACAGAUUUGAACAAGAUUAUCAGCAGAAGGUCGAGGAAGUAGAUUCUUUACACCUUCCUCGAAAAGGGGAGAGUCUUGUAAUGUUACAAAGUGAGCUAAAACAUCAAAGAAAGCUUGUGCGGAGCUUGAAAAAGAAAUCGCUUUGGUCUAAAAGUUUGGAAGAGGUUGUCGAGAAGCUUGUUGAUGUCGUCGGUUUCAUUCAUCAAUAUAUUUUAGAAUCAUUUGGAGAAAAUGGGUUGUCAUCUUUCGGCGAGGCCUCUGCUAACAAACCAGAAAGUCUAGGUGUUGCUGGUCUUUCUUUACAUUAUGCUAACAUAAUUUCUCAAAUCGAUAACAUUGCAUCACACCCAACCUCGCUUCCUUCUAAUAUGAGAGAUGCGUUGUACAAUGGGUUACCACCAACCGUUAAGAAUGCUCUCCGCUCCCGAUUACAAACCAUUGAUACCGAGGAAGAGCUCACAGUUCCUCAAAUCAAAGCCGAGAUGGAGAAAACUCUCCAGUGGCUAGUUCCAUUAGCAACGGAUACUACCAAAGCACGUCAAGGAUUUGGAUGGGUCGGAGAGUGGGCGAAUGCUGGAAACGAAUUUGGAAAGAAAACAGGCCUGCCAAAUAACCUGAUUCACUUGCAGACACUCUAUCAUGCGGACAAGCAGAAGGCUGACUCCUACAUCCUCGAGCUAGUGGCAUGGCUUCAUCGUCUCGUUAGCCUCGUAACAUAUAGAGAUAAUGGACUCAGGGCCCAACCAGUACAAUUUCCAGCUCUCAAAGGAUCAAAUGCAUUGUCAACUCAUAAAGUCCAGCUCUCUACCGAUGAUAAAAAUUUGUUGGAGGAGGUUGUGAAAAGGAAGAACUUGGCCCCCGGACUAAGCAAAAGCCAGGAAUUCAUGACGGUGAAUAAGAGGACGAAUAAGGUUUGGGCAUUGAGUAGGAGCACCGGGAGCUCUCCCCAUAGAAGACUGGAACACCUGAAGGGUAACGUUUUGGAUAUAUUAGACGGGUUAGAUUCUACUUUUUUGGCUCCAAGGGAAGAUAGUAGAUGA